GGCAGGCUCCUGCAACAUCAGGGCCUCUCUGGCCUGCCACAGCCCUCCCGCACCCAGCCAGAAGCGAUUGUAGGGCUGUUCGUGGCUGCACAAGCAAGAUAAGACCACAUUUCAAAUCUCAGAAUUUCCCAUGGAAGGAAAUACCAAUUUUUGACCACUUCACAUAUUCACCAUCGUUUGAAUUCACACAGCUCACGCCUGCCCUGUCUAGCAGUAUGGAAACUGAAAUAGAGCCCAGAGCAAGUUUUGUACAAGACACUACAGACUUUCUACGGAAACUUAAAAACAUAGACCACCUUCCCAGCAACAAACUCCUAGCCACCAUGGACAUUACCAGCCUAUAUACCAACAUCCCACACCAGGAUGGCAUCCAAGCCUGCCUUACAUAUCUACAGGAACAAGAUUUCAACUCAGAAUACAGACCCAAAGAUAUUACUGAACUUAUACACUUCAUCCUCACACACAACAAUUUCACUUUUAAUAAUCAACACUUCCUCCAGAUGAUGGGAACAGCUAUGGGCACUAAAAUGGCCCCACAGUAUACCAACCUUUUUAUGAGCCACCUGGAAAAAGACUUCCUCAAGAAUUGCACCAUCAAACCCUUGCUAUACUUAAGAUACAUUGAUGACAUCUUCAUAAUUUGGACUGAAAAGCUGCAGUCUCUGAUUGAGUUCCAUCAGAAAUUCAACAAUCACCAUCCCUCCAUCCGACUUUCUUUAGAAUACUCCAGCACCAACAUCUCCUUUUUAGACACAGUGAUCAGUAUCCAGAAGGGUAAAAUACAGACCACAGUAUACAAGAAUACUUGUAUUCUUGUCAGACCACAGACCAACAUACAUAUCUGCACAGAACCAGCAAUCACCCUAAACACACCAAAAAAGCUGUGAUAUACAGCCAAGCCCUCAGAUACCACCACAUUUGUAGUGAAGAGAACACCUGGGAUUGCCACCUCACCAAUCUUAAAAAGGCUUUCACCCAACAAGGACACUUGUCCAGAGAGAUAAAUCGCACGUUUGAAAGAGCCACCUGGAUACCACGUGAAGAACUGCUGCAGUACAGAAGAAAACCCCCCACAAAUCGCACACCGCUGGUUAUGACGUAUCACCCCUCCCUUGAACCUGUAUGGAAAAUCCUCAAAAAAUUGCAACCCAUACUAGAAAGAGACCCUGUUCUUAAAAAGAUCUUCCCAGAGUCACCCAUCCUAGCCUUCAAACAAGCACCAAACCUUGCCAACCUCAUCACCAGAAGCAAACUUCCUCAACCCCAGAACACACCAAAAGGAUCCAGACCGUGCCAUGACAAGAAAUGCAAAACCUGCCAACACAUCUCCACCACCCCUACAAUCACUACACCCCACAACAGAGCCAUCAGCAUCCCUGGAUCUUACAGCUGCACCUCCAGAAAUGUAAUAUACCUCAUCCAAUACACCAAAUACCCUGAUGGAAAAUACGUAGGAGAGACCAAACAACAACUGCGCACCAGAAUGAACGCACACCAGAAAUCUAUCAAAGACAGAAAUAUCCAAUUACUGGUGGGGGCACAUUUCUCACAGGAAGGCCACUCUCUCUCCAGUCUCUCAGUCCUGAUCCUCAAGGGAAACUUGCACAACACUUCCCAGAGACGAGCCUAUGAGCUCCAUUUCAUCAACCUCCUGGAUACUAGAGAUCAUGGACUAAACAUAGACAUUGGAUUUUUGAUACAUUAUAAUCUGCCUGGCAACUGACUCCCCAGCCCAGCCCCUGGCUUCUUUACUUUUCAUUCCAUCCAGGAAGAGCACGCACCAACUGCUGAAACUUCCUUAGCCUGACGAAGGGUUUUUGAACCCGAAAGCUUGCUUAAUAACUAUUCUCCAACUAUUUGGGUUGGUCUAAUAAAAGAUAUCAAAUUCAUCCAAGGAACCUUGUCUGCCUAUAGUUUUAGGGGCAUUUUAGCCGGGCUGAGGAAAGCCUAAAGGGCACAGGGAGACUUUCUUUCCCCCCUGCCCCAGCCCUGGGCCAUGGGAUCGCAGCCAAGGCUCCAGAAUGGUCUGGGCCUUGGGGUUUUAUAAGAGUUAGCUAUGUUCAAAGGGAGGCUGCACCUUAUAUUUUGUGAAUGGGUAUCCUGUAUUAUAUAGUUUAUAUUUUGUUUUAUGAGUGCAGGUUAAUAAAGUCUAAACUGAAGAGGUAUAUUAAAAUUGUUAAUCUGAUAUAAUGAGGCUAAGUAGUGAUAGAAUAUGUAUGUUUUAUAUGUUUAUAUUUAAUGUUUAUAUAGAUUUGGAUCUGAUAGAAUGUAAAGCUAUAAGACAAAUAUUGAAAAUUAAAUUUAAUUCUCAGUGAGAUAGUUACCUGUAUCCUGAGGAGGGAUAUAGGACUAGGUAAAUAUUUCCUAUAUUCUUGAUGGUCUAAAUGUUUUGUUAUAUAUGUAUAUUCUAGUAACACCCUUGUUGAUACUUAUUUAUGGUUCACCUUUACUUACCUGUUUGUUAUUUGUUCUAGGUUAGUUAAUUUCCUGUGUAGAGUGUGAAGCCCUUGGGAUGGUGUAAUCCUCUAGCUGCUAUUUAUAGAAUAUAGUAUUGUAUAAGUUUUUAUAUAUUAUAUGUUUAUUAACAUUAUUUUUGUGUAACUCUUAUAUAUAGCAAUAAAUGUGUAUAUAGUUAAGAUCUGAA
This is a messenger RNA of Alligator mississippiensis (American alligator), 2644 nucleotides long. RefSeq lists its product as uncharacterized. The record is from RefSeq and is a predicted model, not a curated record. The coding region runs from base 216 to 887 and encodes 223 amino acids. The transcript is spliced from 3 exons. NCBI's taxonomy places the organism in Eukaryota, Metazoa, Chordata, Crocodylia, Alligatoridae.